AUGAGGACAAGAAACCCCAUUGUGGAGCAGGCGAAUGCUCCCCCACGCUUUCUUCACGUUAACUUCAACCAGGAUCAUGAAUGUUUUAGUUGUGCUACUGAGACGGGGUUUGAAAUAUACAAUAAUGACCCUGUGCAGUGCAGUGUGAAAAGAAAAUUUGCGCAAGGAGGGUUGUAUGGUAUGUCAGGCAUUGGGUAUACACGGAUGUUAUAUAGGACGAACUAUAUUGCUCUUGUUGGAGGUGGUACGCACCCAAGGUUUUCCACGAAUAAAAUUGCGAUAUGGGAUGACAUACAGCAAAAGGACUCUAUUUCCCUUAAGUUCAAAUCCCCAGUCCGUGAGAUAUUCCUUUCACGGCAGUACAUCAUUGUUGUUUUAUCACAGAACAUCGAAUUGUUUACGUUUAGUGGGAAUCCGACAAGAAUUUGCCCUCCUAUUAACCAUGUUAAUAACGGGAUUGCUGAUUUCGUUACUUGCAACAAGGUAAGAAGGGAUAGUUCGCAGGAUGGACAGGAUCCUCUGGCUUCUCAUGUGCUUACUGGGAUAUUGGCUUACCCGUCGAGCAUUAUCCCGGGGCAGAUCCAUGUUGCAGACCUGUCUAACUUGCAAGUUACAACAUCAGAUGAUCCGUUCUCUACGCACUUGCCGACAUCUAUUAUAAAGGCGCACAAGAACUCAGUGCGUAUGGUUAAGUUAAACAGAAAAGGGACGCUUGUGGCGACCUGUUCGGUUGAAGGUACUUUAGUACGUAUAUUUAGCAUUGCUAGUGGGUCGCUGGUGCGCGAGUUUAGGCGUGGACUAGAUCGGGCCCUCAUCUUUGACAUGCAAUGGGACGAAAAGGGCAACAAUUUAGCUGUGGUCAGUGAUAAGUACACCUUGCACGUAUUCCAAAUCGAUAAACAGCUAGAUAAGCGACAUGUUUUGAAGGGCUGGUUUCCUAAAGUCAAAUAUUUACAAGGUAUUUGGAGCAUGUGUUCAAUCAAGCUAGACAAGCGUGUGCUCACUCAUGAAGAUGAUAAGUGUAAGAUAGGCUGGAUUGGGGACUCAUCUCUCAGCGUAAUUUGGCAGAAAAGUGGUGUAUGGGAGAAAUACGUAAUAAUGGAAAAAAUACACGAGGUUAACCCAAACGACCCAUUAUAUGAAGCUGGAGGGGCUCCCAUAGAGCCUAAAAUCGAGACAUAUCUCGUCCGGGAAGGUUGGCGACAGCUAUAG
Molecule: messenger RNA, 1212 nt
Organism: Eremothecium sinecaudum
Lineage: Eukaryota; Fungi; Ascomycota; Saccharomycetes; Saccharomycetales; Saccharomycetaceae
Gene: HSV2
Product: phosphatidylinositol-3,5-bisphosphate binding protein HSV2
Exons: 1
Coding region: 1-1212 (403 amino acids)
Biological process (GO): protein lipidation; autophagy of mitochondrion; nucleophagy
Cellular component (GO): phagophore assembly site membrane; extrinsic component of membrane; cytosol
Molecular function (GO): phosphatidylinositol-3,5-bisphosphate binding; protein binding; phosphatidylinositol-3-phosphate binding
Source: RefSeq, a predicted model, not a curated record